Saimiri boliviensis boliviensis (Bolivian squirrel monkey) is the source of this 2144-nucleotide messenger RNA. RefSeq names its product family with sequence similarity 118 member A (gene SIRAL2). The record is from RefSeq and is a predicted model, not a curated record. Lineage: Eukaryota; Metazoa; Chordata; Mammalia; Primates; Cebidae.
AGCACCUUCACUGACUUCAUGUAACAUCGUCAUGAGUCUGCUUACCUGUUCUUUAACACCUGCAAAGGCGAAAGUGAAAUGAAAACAUUGGGGCACGAGGGGGCCUCCAGGGCCAUUUCCUAGCCUAGGCUUCAGCGUACGAAACCUUCCAGAAGGCAGUUUUCCGCCCAGCGAAGCGGCCAUAGUCCAGUCUCCGAGCCCAGCAACAUGUCAUUAGGGGGAUCACGUCUCCAGCUGGAGGGGUCGUGCUUCCCAGGAAAUAACUCUUUGACUAUAGACGGACAGCAGGCUUUGUUGUGAAGCUCAAGAAAGAGCACUUAACUGUAGAACGGGUCCAGAUUGGAGAAAACCAGCAUUUUGCCGCUCACUUUCUUAUCUGUCACUGUUAAGCAGGGGUCAUUUUGUCGUCAUGUGUCUUCAUAAGCUGUGUGCAGCUGCAAAGGAAUGAAAAUUGCUGAGCUUUUUGUUCCCAAAUACAUAUCACUUCAACAUGAUCUUAACACUGGGCAACUUAAGAUGCAUGAGACACAGCUGUCCCACAUCCUUUAGGGAAUCAGGGUAGAACAUGUGAAAUAAAUACAUGAAGAAGGGUCCACAGGCGGUGUCCCCAGAGUGUUAAGAGGGGAGUGUGUGUGUGUGUGUGUGUGUGAGUGAGUGAGUGUCCCCAUGUCCGUCCACGGACAGCACAAGGCCUGCCUGAACUCACUUUGUGCCUGCACUGUUUCCACUUUGACUUUCAUUCUCCCUCCCUCGUUUUCAAGUAGAAAGUUUUUAAAAAGCCUCAUCCGGAAGCAGCCGCAGGAGCUGCUCUUGGUUAUCGGGACUGGCGUCAGUGCGGCCGUGGCCCCGGGCAUCCCUGCCCUUUGCUCCUGGAGAAGCUGCAUCGAGGCCGUCAUCGAGGCUGCAGAGCAGCUGGAGGUGCUGCACCCCGGGGACGUCGCCGAGUUCCGGAGGAAGGUGACCAAGGAUCGGGACCUGCUGGUUGUUGCCCAUGAUCUGAUCCGGAAGAUGUCACCUCGCACAGGCGACACCAAGCCCAACUUCUUCCAGGACUGCCUGAUGGAGGUGUUUGACAGCCUGGAGCAGCACAUCCAGAACCCUCUGGUGCUGCAGUCGAUCCUCAGCUUGAUGGAGAGGGGCACCAUGGUCCUGACCACCAACUACGACAACCUGCUGGAGAUCUUUGGCCAGCAGCAGAACAAGCCCAUGGAGUCUCUGGACUUGAAGGACAAGACGAAGGUCCUCCAGUGGGCGAGAGGACACAUCAAGUACGGCGUCCUUCACAUUCACGGCCUCUACACAGACCCCUGUGGGCUGGUGUUGGAUCCGUCGGGGUAUAAAGAUGUCACCCAGGACCCGGAAGUCAUGGAAGUCCUCCAGAACUUAUACCGUACCAAGUCUUUUCUGUUUGUGGGCUGUGGAGAGACCCUUCGUGAUCAGAUAUUCCAGGCCCUCUUUCUUUACUCUGUGCCGAAUAAGGUGGAUUUGGAGCACUACAUGCUUGUGCUGAAGGAGAAUGAAGACCAUUUCUUUAAGCAUCAGGCAGAUAUGCUUUUGCAUGGAAUCAAAGUUGUAUCCUACGGGGACUGUUUUGACUAUUUUCCAGGAUAUGUGCAAGACCUUGCCACUCAGAUCUGCAGACAGCGAAGCCCAGAUGCCGAUGGAGUGGACAGCACUACAUUCUUGGGUAAAACAUGCCAGGACUGUGCAAAGAGGAAGUCGGAAGAGAAUGGAAUUGAAGUUUCAAAAAAACUCAGACGACCAGAUACUGAUGAUGCUGGAGGGUCUUGAAAUACUCAAAGCCAGUAAAACUUGCAGCUUGAAAACCAGCCUUCUGUAACCACCGUGCCCAAACCAAGAGGAAUGUACGGAGAACUCCACGUGGAUCUGAUUGCGAAACACUCACAGACACCGAGCGCGCCACAUGGGGGUGCGGCCCUCAGGGUGGGUGAGAGGACUCCCGUGUGUAGACCCGUGCAGGAGGCGACACGGGCACACUUCAGGUGGACUUUGCGAAGACUGAUGGACAGCUACCUCCGGGGCCGUAAUCGGUGGGAAGGGGUGGAAACCGCUGUCCCCGUUCCCGUCUGACAGGCGCACUUUUGUCAAGGUGGUACUUUUUCCUAAUAAAAGGGGAGCGUCAA